CAGCUCCGCCCACACCCAAGUUCCUUCCAAAGAUGAUCUCACAAUUCCAUCUAGGCCAGGGCAUUUGUCUGCCGAUGUUUUUUCCCAAACCAUAUGCGGACCCGAGUCACUGCAGUCUGCACUCCCUGGAUGUCCGCCAAGCGUUGGCGUUCUACUUGGAGCGCACCAAGCCCUUUUGUAAAUCCACACAGCUGUUCAUGGCCGUGGCGGAAAGGAUGAGAGGCCUCCUGGUGUUGGCGCAGCGAAUCUCCUCCUGGAUUACAGACUGCAUUCAGGCGUGUUAUGACCUCGCAGGUGUUCCGGCCCCAGCAGUCACGGCCUACUAGACCAGGGCGCAAGCAGCUUCAGGGGCUUUCCAGGCACAGGUCCCGGUCCAGGAGAUCUGCAGAGCAGCCACCUGGUUGUCGGUGCAUACCUUUACGACCCACUACGCGGUCAACCAACAGGCCCGAGAGGCGGUCCUCCGAUCAAUUGCUCCAUGACUCCUACCCUCCUCCGAAGGUUAUUGCUCAUGAAAUCUGUCAUAGCUGGACAGGAAACUUGGUAACAAACAAAACAUGGGAGCAUUCUUGGCUAAAGGAAGGACACACUGUUUACUUGGAACGUAGAAUUGGUGGACGGCUGUUUGGUGAACCGUUCAGGCACUUCCAAGCUUUGGGAGGCUGGAGAGAAUUGCAAAAUACGAUAAAUACGCUUGGAGACACAAGCCCUUUCACUAACCUGAUCCCUAAGCUGAAUGAAGUAGACCCUGAUGUUGCACAUUCUUCUGUUCCAUAUGAGAAAGGCUUUGCUUUGCUUUUCCACCUUGAACAGCUUCUUGGAGGACCAGAUGUCUUCAUUGGCUUCUUGAAGGCUUAUAUUCAGCAGUUUGCCUAUAAGAGUGCUGUGACUGAAGAUUGGAAGAAGUUCUUGUAUUCCUACUUCAAGGAUAAGGUGGAUGUUCUCAACAAAGUUGACUGGAAUGCAUGGAUGCACACCCCUGGCAUGCCACCAGUAAAACCAACGGCAAAGAAAGUGAUUUGUGCUCAUUCGGCUCAGCAGAUCUAAAGGAUUUGUCAUCCCAUCAGUUGAUUGAGUUCCUGACACUGUUGCUACUGGAGGUAAAUGCAGGCAAAUGCAGGCUAGGAGUAGUUUGACGUCCUAAGAAUGCAACCAAAGGCACAAAUGUAUUUUGUAAAACGAGGCCGCAUGUAUGUUGCCCAACACUUUUGAACAUCCUUAUUCAUCCUACUUAAAAACAUUUGCUGUUCUUUGGGAAAGAGGCUAAGAGACCUCCAACACCCAGUCUGUCUUGAUUCUU
Messenger RNA from Trachemys scripta elegans, 1300 nucleotides. Its product is annotated as leukotriene A-4 hydrolase-like. Gene Ontology annotation, molecular function: epoxide hydrolase activity; aminopeptidase activity; leukotriene-A4 hydrolase activity. Gene Ontology annotation, biological process: peptide catabolic process; leukotriene biosynthetic process; proteolysis. Gene Ontology annotation, cellular component: nucleus; cytosol. The record is from RefSeq and is a predicted model, not a curated record. Bases 283 to 1047 code for a protein of 254 amino acids. NCBI's taxonomy places the organism in Eukaryota, Metazoa, Chordata, Testudines, Emydidae. The transcript is spliced from 7 exons.